Messenger RNA from Vigna radiata var. radiata (mung bean), 2619 nucleotides. RefSeq lists its product as uncharacterized. The record is from RefSeq and is a predicted model, not a curated record. Gene Ontology annotation, molecular function: nucleic acid binding; zinc ion binding. NCBI's taxonomy places the organism in Eukaryota, Viridiplantae, Streptophyta, Magnoliopsida, Fabales, Fabaceae. The transcript has 4 exons. Bases 1 to 2619 code for a protein of 872 amino acids.
AUGAAUGGUGACUGUACUAUCCAAUAUUGGAAUGAAUUAAAGGCAGCCUUACAUAGAAGGCAUGUUCCAGCCUAUUAUGCCAGGGAAGUCAUGGACAAGCUCCAUCGACUCCAACAAAGAAACAUGAGUGUUGAGGAAUAUAGACAAAAGUUAGAAUUACUAAUGUUGAGAGUUGGUAUUAAAGAAGAAGAGAGAUUCACCAUAGUUAGGUUCCAAAGUGGUCUUAACUAUGAUAUUCGGGAUAAGGUAGAGCUAUUACCUUACUUGGACCUUAAUGAUUUUGUCCAACUAUGUGUGAGAGUAGAAGAGCAAAAUAGAAGAAAAGCGUCCACAAAAAGAAAUUACCCUACUACAUCCACAUAUAGGAGAGAUCCUAAGAGGGAGGGUAGUUUUCAAAGAUAUGAGGAAACAAAGGAGCAAGACCGAGAAAGACCACAAGAAAAGCUCAAAGGCAAAGAUAGAGAAUUCAAAAGAGAAAAAGAAGGCUUUAAAGAAAAAAAGCAUUUAAGAGAGACACCUAGGGAUACCAAGGGUAGAGAGACUAGAUGUUUCAAAUGUGGAGACAAAGGACACUAUUCAACUGAGUGUCGCUUCAAAAAGUCCACCUAUAUCCUUGAGCAUGAAAGUAAUAGUGAGGUGUCAUCCUCCUGUGCGUCUGAGUUAUCCUCAUCUGAAGAGGAACAUGAGGCUCCACCUUGUGAUGGAGAUCUUCUCAUGGUUAGGAGACUUCUAGAGGCAAAGCAUGUUGACUCUAGAAUGGUUGAAAAGCUAGGCUUAACUCCUACUCCUCAUCUUAACCCUUACAAACUUCAAUGGGUAAAAGAGGAUGAAGGAAUAGUUGUUAAGGAACAAGUAAGUGUACCCAUUUCCAUAGGCAAGUAUGAAGAUCAUAUCAUUUGUGAUAUGGUUCCAAUGGAAGCGGGCCACAUUUUACUUGGGCGACCUUGGCAAUUUGACAAGCAAGCUUUGCAUGAUGGAGUCACCAACAAGAUCACCAUUCAACACAAAGGUAAAAAGAUUAUCUUGAGUCCUCCUACACCAUCCCAAGUGCGAGAGGAUCAAAUAAUACUUAAGAAGAAGUUGGAUGGUGAGAAAAAGCUCCACAACAACAAAGUUUCCAAAGAGAAGAAGUUGAGUUUGGUAGAAAGUGCCUUAACCAAUGAAGUUGUUCCAACAAAAACUUCUAAAAAUAUUUUACUUGGACAACCUCACUUUCUUCUCUAUUGCAAGGAGGCACUUCUUUCCAUAAAUCAUCAACUUGACUCUCAUCCAAAGGGGUUACAAAAGCUUUUAAAAGAAUUUGAUGAUUUAUUUUCUAAAGAGGUUCUAAGUGGUUUACCACCUCUUCGGGGAAUUGAACAUCAAAUUGAUUUGAUUCCUAGAGCCAGCCUUCCCAAUAGGCCAGCUUAUAGGACUAACCCCAUAGAAACCAAAGAGAUGGAGAAGCAAGUUCAUGAUUUAUUGGAAAAAGGGUGGAUACAGAAAAGCCUUAGCCCUUGUGCGGUGCCAGUGUUGUUAGUCCCUAAGAAAGAUGGUUAUUGGCGAAUGUCCAUGCCUUUUGGCUUGACCAAUGCUCCUAGUACCUUUAUGCGCCUAAUGAAUCAUGUCCUUCAAGAAUACAUAGGCAGCUUUGUUGUAGUCUACUUUGAUGAUAUCCUCAUCUAUAGCAAAGGUCUUAAAGAACAUCUUCAUCAUGUGCGGAAAGUCUUGAUUUUGCUUAGACAACAUCAUCUAUUUGCCAAUUUUGACAAAUGUACAUUUUGUCAAGAGAUGGUUAUUUUUCUGGGCUUCAAAGUUGGAAAAGAAGGUGUACAUGUUGAUCCUAGUAAAAUCAAAGCUAUCCAGGAAUGGCCUAUCCUGACAACAGUGGGAGAAGUAAGAAGUUUUCUAGGUCUAGCAGGUUUCUAUAGACGUUUUGUAGAAAAUUUCUCUAUUAUUGCUGCUUCCCUCAAUGAACUUUUAAAGAAGGAUGUACCAUUCAAAUGGGAAGAAAAACAAAGUCUAUCCUUUGAGACCUUAAAACAUAAGUUGAUACAUGCACCCAUUCUACAUUUACCUGAUUUUUCCAAAGCUUUUCAAAUAGAAUGUGAUGCUUCAAGGGUAGGAAUAGGAGCUGUUCUUAUACAAGAAGGUCACCCCAUAGCUUAUUUCAGUGAAAAACUUAGGGGACCUACAUUGAACUAUCCUACCUAUGAUAAAGAACUUUAUGCCCUUAUUAGAGCAUUGAAAACUUGGGAGCAUUACUUGGUGUCUAGAGAAUUUAUUAUCAAUACUGACCAUGAAUCUCUCAAGUAUAUAAAAGGGCAAGAGAAGUUGAACAAAAGACAUGCCAAGUGGAUCAAAUACCUCGAGCAGUUUUCAUAUGUCAUCAAACAUAAAAAGGGGAGUAUUAAUGUUGUUGCGGAUGCUUUAUCUAGACGACAUGCAUUAUUAGUAACUCUAGGGUCACAAAUAUUAGGUUUUGAUGACAUCAAACAACUUUAUGAGACUGACCCUUCAUUUGCAUCCACUUAUGCAUCUUGCCUUAAGAAGCCCUUCGAAGGAUUCUAUAUUUCUGAGGGAGUUCAACUUCACAACUUUUCCCUUGCAUCAAAUCUACCUUCAACUAUUGAGCUAUAA